Messenger RNA from Columba livia (rock pigeon), 2280 nucleotides. RefSeq names its product solute carrier family 25 member 1 (gene SLC25A1). The record is from RefSeq and is a predicted model, not a curated record. Gene Ontology annotation, molecular function: citrate secondary active transmembrane transporter activity. The coding region runs from base 94 to 1026 and encodes 310 amino acids. Gene Ontology annotation, cellular component: mitochondrion. Gene Ontology annotation, biological process: mitochondrial citrate transmembrane transport. Lineage: Eukaryota; Metazoa; Chordata; Aves; Columbiformes; Columbidae. The transcript is spliced from 9 exons.
CGCCGCCGGGGCCGCCCCUCCGCGGGCGCGGCCCUGAAAUACGGCCCGGCCGCCGCCGCCGGGCAGCGCAGGAGCAGCGGCCGCAGCGCGGCCAUGCCCGCCCCCGCCGCGCCCCGCAGCCUGGCGGCCGCCGCCCCCGCCGGCAAGGCCAAGCUCACCCACCCUGGCAAGGCCAUCCUGGCAGGUGGCCUGGCCGGAGGGAUUGAGAUCUGCAUCACAUUCCCCACCGAGUAUGUGAAGACGCAGCUGCAGCUGGACGAGAAGGCAAACCCUCCUCGCUACAAGGGCAUCGGGGAUUGUGUGAAGCAGACUGUCCGUGACCAUGGCAUCCGGGGACUGUACCGGGGUCUCAGCUCGCUGGUGUACGGCUCCAUCCCCAAGGCCGCCGUCAGGUUUGGGAUGUUCGAGUUCCUCAGCAACCAGAUGAGAGAUGAGCAGGGGCGGCUGGACAGCACGCGGGGCCUCGUCUGCGGGCUGGGCGCCGGUGUGGCCGAGGCCGUGGUGGUGGUCUGCCCCAUGGAGACCAUAAAGGUGAAGUUUAUCCAUGACCAGUGCUCCCCCAAGCCCAAAUACCGUGGCUUCUUCCACGGCGUCCGGGAGAUCGUUCGGGAACAGGGACUAAAGGGGACCUACCAGGGUUUAACCGCAACCGUCCUCAAGCAAGGAUCAAACCAGGCCAUCCGCUUCUUCGUCAUGACCUCCCUCAAGAACUGGUACAAAGGGGAUGAUCCCAACAAGGUCAUCAACCCCUUCGUCACGGGGGUGUUUGGAGCCCUUGCUGGAGCUGCAAGUGUCUUCGGCAACACCCCCUUGGACGUGGUGAAGACCAGGAUGCAGGGGCUGGAAGCGCACAAGUACAAGAGCACCUGGGACUGCGCCUACCAGAUCAUGAAAUACGAAGGGCCUCUAGCGUUUUACAAGGGCACGGUGCCUCGCCUGGGCCGCGUCUGCCUCGACGUGGCCAUCGUCUUCGUCAUCUACGACGAGGUGGUCAAGUUCCUCAACAAGGUGUGGAAAACGGACUGAGGGGGCCGGCCGGGGCGGCCCCCCCUCCCUCGCCCCACGGGGUGCAGCUGGAGAGCCGUGACCAAGCCCACAGCUGCCCGCCGGCGCUGCCCGGGGCCAGGUCUGCCCCAUGCCCACAUCCUCCCCAAAACCCCACCACCUCCAUGUUUAGGAACAGGUUCUGGAGCAGGUCUAGUUAUCAGUUGUGUGCUGAAAAGAGCAGGGAGAGAGCCAUAUCCCAUCACCCAGACCCCCAGCACCCCGGUUAUACGCGCCCUGAUUCCCUGGUGACACUUCCCCAUGGUCCUGCAUCACCUGUAAGGUUAUCCAGGGUGAGGUGUCCCUGGGGACAGUGGCCCUGCUCCCCCAGGGCCUUCAGCAGCCAGAAGCUGCCGGCUGCCUUGGGGCCAGCACUUUUUGGGGGUGCUGAGAGCCCCUCGGAGCCUUUGGGGUACAAUGGCCAAGCUGUGUACCAGGCAUCACAGCUGGCAGAGGCUCCUGGAGCUGACACUGCCAGCUCAGAGCGAUGCUCUGGGUUGCACAGCAGCACUGGGGGGGGCCACCAGCCCUGCCCGCCCCGGGAUGGGAAGGCACUGACCCACUGGUGCGGGCCCAGGCUCCCACCUCCCUGACAGCACUGGGCCCCGGGGUACAGCCUCCCAGCCCCAGUUCCCACUCACCCCGGGCUCCUGAGCAGUUGCUGCCCAAAAUUGCACGUGCAGCCAGGCCUUUAGUUCUCUCGCUGUGGGGCCGGGGCUGGGGUGAGCCAGGUGUCCCCAGCACUUGCUGUUUACAGUUGAGACAUACUCACAAGCCGGGGCGGGGAGGCACAGCUCCAUGCCACAGACUUGGUCCCUUGGCCGGGCGUGCAAACCCCUUCUUCUGCCACAUUCCCGCCAUCUGCCCUCUCGCUGCGGCCCCGUAGGUAAUCCCGUAGCUUUCGGAGCUUCACGCUGACCCACUAACACCCGUGGCCAUGGGGCUGGAGCCCUGCCCUGCCCCACACCAGGCAUGGCCAUGCCGGAUUUGUGCCAAACUUCCCGUCAAGGAGCUGGGGAGUUGCGGGAGUUGGGGCUUGCCCUGUCCCUCCUCCCUCCUGUCCCCAGUGACAAAUACAGCCUUAACGCAGGAGGGCGAAGGAGGAGAAGUAAAGCCUGGGCACGGUUUACCUGCGGCUUUCUGCUCUGAAGCCAGUUGAGGGUUGGGUUUAUGUUUUUUUUUUUUAUUAUUAUUCUGUUUUACAUUCGCAAUUUGAAUAAAGUCAGUCUGGCUUUA